AGCCACGAGUUAUCGCCGCCAGACCUGAAACUAGAACUAGAGCCAGCUGGGUAUUCGACUUCCAUUUCAGGAAUGGAUGCUUUGCCCGGUUGCACCAUCGCCCAUUCUUGAUGGCUCUUGUGGCUAUUGCUGCACUUGUGAAUCACCGAGAUGGCGACGAUAGGUCUGGUGGUAUUGUUCACUACUCUGACACGGGCUGUUUUCGUGUUUUCCGCUGGGCCAGACACCAGGUUAGCGGCUCCUGCCAUGGCAGACUUGAUUGAGUCGAGCAUGUUUGCCUUGACCAAGGAGAAACGCCUUGAAUGUGCGUUGCGAGAUUCUGCUUCUUCUUUUAUUUAAAGAAGAGAUUUUGCACGACAGUUCUCUUGAGCUCCUGCGCAGACGAUCACAUUAUAUACACCCCUCGAACAACGGUCCGAAGGUUAGCUGACUCGAGGUAGUGAAUGACUCUCUAUCGCAUGAUAACAUCUGCCGCUCCUUGACUAUCAUUGCCAAAUUGUAGCGGCCCGUUCCAAGUAUGUCCAGGUUGACCCGUCGAAUCAAAUUGGGGACAGAUCCGGAUCUGCACGGGUACUUACCUUGUUUCGAAGCACGAAGGACCACAUGGUUUCGCACGUUUGGUCUUGACCUGUCUUCAAUUGUAUAUCAGGCGGAAGAUGACCCCGAUAAGGUUGAUCAUCCUGACCUCUUUUCUAUAAUAUUCCGGGAUCGCAAACUCUCUCUUGUCCAUAAACUAUCAAGUAAUAGACAAGAUGUAUCUUCUGAAUACAUGUGCAUGAACUGUUCCGUGUGCUAGUCGCUACUCAAACCGUUCAUCCACACUGAUUUCAGAAAUUUGGAAAGUUUCUGCAAUGGCACGGCUGAAUGUCUGUACGCUUUUUGAAAUCACGAGGCAUCGGUGCUUAAUAUAUUCAAGUCUAUGAAUUGCACUGUUGAUACAACUGCAACGAGGCGUAACAGGGAAUAUUGCCAGGGAUAGAGAACGAGCCAUACUGUAACUCUUGUAAUAAUCCGAGUGAAAUCAAUACAGUGUUAUCACACUGGAACGCGCCGAAGAUCGCGAUAGUCACUUCGGUUCCCGAUAAAUAUCAGAAACAAGCUUAGAGCCUGUUUGAAGGUAGUCUGCCAAACGUUUCCUCCGUAUUCAAUUUCUCGCAUGACUGAGAAUUAUCUAAGCAAGGAGCUAGCCCUUCUCGGAGUGUAUACGAUUAUCAUAGUUCAUGUUUUUCGACGGAAUAUCAAGCAUGAUUGAUAGUCAUAAUAUCAAGGAAUCCAAAACUGGUAUUAUUUGCAAGAUCUUGAAGCGUACCGACUUCCUGACCGACAAAGGCACUUUCGCAUUCAGAGUCCAGCAGAUCAAUUAAAGUGUUUGGGUCACUUGAGGCUAGUUAUGUGAACGAGAGCAGGGUAUCACAAUGAUGGCAUUGUACUUGGAGGCCUUUCUUUUCUCAUAGAAAUCAACGUGGUCCUUCUAUAAUGCAACUCUUGCAGCAUAUAUCCAUAGCACGGAUUUCGUCUAUUAUGUUCCAUCUUACCCUCACUUUUCGGCCUCGUCUUCAUUUGUACUGUUGUCGUCGUCGUUGUCGUCGUCGUUAAUUUCGUUCGUCAACAUAAAAGCCGAAGUAAAAAUAAGAGUGAGGCACGUGACAUGAAGCACGGGCCACCCGCUGCGACUAAAAACCUCCAUCAAAAGCAUCAAGAAGGCUCAAGAAGAAAUGCAAGAAAAGUGACAGCGGGCGUGAAGUGAAACAGCACAGAGGAUAUUCCCAGAGAUGACUGCUUACCCGUGCUGAGUAUACGCGCCAACCGCCCCUUGAACCCGUUUACAGCGCUUGUCUACCGUUUCUUUGCUUCUACCAGGUUAGGGUGUGUAGAGAAGCAGGAUGUAUAAUCCAUACCAAGCUACAGGGCCGUAUGGCCAACCGCCAGAUUUUGGGAGCUAUCCUGGCGCGCCCCCAGGCCUUGGUGGUCCACCAGGAUUGGCACCCCCGGGUAUGGCACCUCCAGGGACCGGUGCACCACCGGGAAUGCAGCAGCACAACGUCCAACAGCCAGGCCGGCCCGGCGGCUUUCCACCAAACUUCCAGCCUCCCGCGAACAUGCCAAAUAUCAAUUUCUCUGCACCUGUAAUUCGCCUAGGCACUUCAGGCCCUCCUAAAUCGACGACUCCGCAUGAAAGUGGCCGUGAGCGGGGUGGAGACAUGGGAGGGCGCAGGGGAGGCCAGCACCACGCCGCUUCAAUAGAAUCGCAGCGUCAGAAUAUUCGUGAAGCCAUCAUGCAGCUGCAACCGCCGACAAAGGAUGAAAUUGUACGCACGAUUUUCGUUAGUGGUAUUACUGAAGGCACAGGUGGUGACGAAGGCGUUGAACGCAUUCUGCGAUCGGCGGGUAACCUCAGGCGCUGGAUUCGGGCAACUGAUGCAGACAAUAAGCCUUGCAAGUUUGGUUUUGCAGAGUACGAGGACCCAGAAAGUCUUAAUACUGCUGUCGAGGUGCUAAGGGAUAUCGAAGUUCCUGUCGACAAACAGCGGCCGUCUGACGGUGAAAAGGGGGAUGAAGAAGUUGAAAUGAGUAAACUAAUGGUUGUUGUCGAUGAUAGCUCUCUUAAAUACCUUGAGCAGUAUGAAUCCAACAAUACUCAAGAACCAGAAGAAGUACAUUCACGUCUCGAAACUGCAAGGAAGAACCUUGCGGCUGUUUUAGCAGAACUGACCAACCCUUCAGCUCAAGUCAAAGGAGAGGGAGUGGACAAGGAUGGUGACACGGCCAUGGGUGAUGGAGAAAAGCAGGCUGAUGGCACUUCUGCUGAAGUGAUUACCAUUCCGAUCACUGUGGAGGAUGAGCUUUCAGAUAUACCUGCAGAGAUGAGAGAAACUGUUGCAAAGGAGAUUGCGGCGUUCCGUGAAAGGAGCAAUCGUCGGGAUCUCGAGCGACUGAAGCGAGAAGAGGAGAUCGAGUCUCUAGAGCGAGCUAGGAAUGCUGGCCAUUCGCGUUCGAACAGGCUGUUGUCUCCGUCACGUUCAACGUCUGGACCAGCAGGCGGCGCUAAUGGGAUUCCACUUGGGCCCCGUGAUAGAAGUGUACCAAAUGCCCCAUCUGGGCCAAAGGGAUACGGACACCAAAUUCCAAAGGAUUACCAAAAGGGCGUAUCAUUUGUCAACAAUGAAACGGAGAUUAUUCCGGAAGAGGAUGAUACCGAUGCAAGCGAUUCUGAGGUAGAAAGAAGGCACCAGGAAAAGCGAAACGCAGAACUGGAGAAACAAGCCUUAGAUCAGGAAAGACGGUGGCUAAAUCGCGAACGAAGCAGAACAGCUGCAGUGGAGAGGGAAAAGAAUCGAGAGCGGGAAGAAGGACAGCGUGCGGAAGAGGAGAAGCGAGCUAUGGCCAAACGGUUACGGGAGUGGAAUGAUGAUACGGAAGCAAGCCGGAAGGUAGAAGAAUACUACGCUGACCGUGGAGUGUGGAUUCGUAAGCGUGCUACAUUCCGGAAUAGGGAGGCCGCCAUGGACGAAGCCGACAGAGCAGCCGAGGAGCGAGAAAAGGCUAAAGAAGCCCAGCAACAAGAACAAGCUCGCGGUAUGGCAGAAGACUUCCUCGCCCGCCAAGCCCAGGAGAUGGAAUCUCGCACCCAGCCGCGCAAGGAGCCCCAGCGAUUCAAAUUAUCCCUUGGAGCCGCUGCUCAGAAAGCUCAACGAAGGACCGUUGCUGAAGUUGAGGGUCUGCUUGAAGACGAAGAAGAUUCCUCUGCAACUGCCAGACGCCCCCUGACAGAUAUCAAAUUCGAUUCUAUUGCCGAAACCGCAGGACUCACUGAUGAAGAGCGCGCUCAGGCUGCCAGGCAGCUCGCAGCCGAGAUCCCUUCAGAUAAAGAAGGUCUCUGGCAGUGGGAUGUUAAGUGGGAGUUUGUGGAUGAGGCAGUCCUUAGCGACCAGCUCAAGCCGUUCGUUGAGAAGAAGAUCAUGGAGUACCUCGGUGUCCAGGAACAGAUGCUGGUUGAUGUUGUGGAGGAGCAUAUCCGGAAGCGUGGUAACCCUCAGGAUCUCGUGGAGCAGCUUGAAGGGGCACUUGACGAAGAGGCGGAGGUUCUGGUGAAGAAGCUGUGGCGUAUGAUUGUGUUUUUCUCUGAGAGCGAAAAGAGAGGCCUCUCAAGCUAG
Messenger RNA from Trichophyton rubrum CBS 118892, 4154 nucleotides. RefSeq lists its product as uncharacterized. NCBI's taxonomy places the organism in Eukaryota, Fungi, Ascomycota, Eurotiomycetes, Onygenales, Arthrodermataceae. Gene Ontology annotation, biological process: mRNA processing. The transcript is spliced from 5 exons. Gene Ontology annotation, molecular function: mRNA binding. The coding region runs from base 1884 to 4154 and encodes 756 amino acids. The record is from RefSeq and is a predicted model, not a curated record. Gene Ontology annotation, cellular component: spliceosomal complex.